UGUUAAAAAUUUGUUUUUUUUUAUAUAUAUUUAUAUAAAUAUAUACUCUUUAAUUUGAGAGAAUCUCACUAAAAGCUCUACGCAAAGCACUCCCUUUUUCUUCCCAGGGAAAAAAAUCUGAACAUGUUUCAGUAGGUUUUUGUGAAGAAUAGAAGAUUGUGUCUAUUCGCAUGUCGAUGUCGUUUGUUUUGUGUUGGCACAUUGUCUAAAAACAACACACUUUGAAACUUCUUUACUUGCCUGUAGAUUUUCUCAUCAGCGGGUUUUGUUUUUGGAUUCAAUUGGGUGUCUUUUUUAGGCUGAUGGGUCCUGUAAGAGGGUUAAAGAAAAGAAGAAAGGUAGAGAAGAAACCUGUAGAAAAUGCCUCUGCUUCUUCUGAGAUGGAACGGUCUGUUGAUUGGUGGGAUGCGCUUUCCAAGAGGAUGAAUGGUCUUCAAUCGCCAUCUAAAGGUCUGGACAAGUUCAAAUCAGUUUUCAAAAUUUCCAGAAAAACUUUCAGCUACAUAUGUUCGCUCGUGAUGGAAGACAUGAUGGCUAAGCCAGGAAAUUUCACAUUUUCAAAUGGAAAACCUUUGUCUUUUGAAGAUCAAGUAGCUGUAGCUUUGAGAAGGCUAAGCUCUGGUGAAUCACUAGUGACAAUUGGUGAUCUGUUCGGGCUGCAUCGCUCUACUGUCUCGCAAUUGACCUGGCGCUUUAUAGAGGCCAUGGAAGAAAGGGGUCUUCACCACUUGCAUUGGCCUUCCACUGAUGCAGAAAUGACGGAAAUAAAGUCCAAAUUUGAAAAGAUUCAAGGACUUCCCAAUUGCUGUGGUGUGAUUGACACUACUCAUGUUACGAUGUGUUUGCCUUCGUCAGACCCUGAAAGUAAGGUGUGGCUCGAUCAUGAGAAGAAUCAUAGCAUGGUCCUGCAGGCAAUUGUGGACCCUGAAAUGAGGUUCAGGGACAUUGUUACCGGUUGGCCAGGUAAGAUCGACGACUGGCUGGUGUUUCAGAGUUCAAAUUUCUAUAAACUGUGUGAUAAAGGAGAGAGAUUGAAUGGCAAAAAAGUUGAGGUGUCUAAAGGAUCAGAAAUAAGGGAAUACAUCAUCGGAGACUUAGGCUAUCCUUUGUUACCGUAUCUUGUUAUACCAUACAAGGGGAAAGAGCUACCAGAGAUUAACACUGAGUUCAAUAAAAGACAUUCGGCGACUCGGCUGGUGGCACGCAGGGCCUUGGCAAGGCUGAAAGAAAUGUGGAAGAUCAUCCGAGGGGUGAUGUGGAGACCUGACAAACAUAAGUUGCCCAGGAUCAUCCUGGUUUGCUGCUUGCUUCACAAUAUUGUUAUUGACUUGGAAGAUGAUGAUGUGCAGGAUGAAAUGCCUUUGUCUCAUGACCAUGAUUCGGGUUACCGACAACGGAUUUGCGAAUCUUUUGACAUUGAAGGUGUCCACCUGAGAGAUAAACUUUCUGUCUACUUGUCUGGGAAAUUACCACCUUAAAUUACUUUACCAUUUCAGAUUCCUGAUCGGUAGUUUAUUGACAUAGAAAAAGGUUUAAAAUAGGAUCUUUGGCAGACAAUCAUUUGAUUGAAGUUGGUUUUCUUUUUGUUUGUUCGAUUUAAAUUUGUAAAAGGUAACACAAUCAAGUGCAUUUUUGAAGCAGGCAGGCUCCUCAAUUAUAAAGGGAAGACUGGAAAUUUUAGAUCGCUCAUGGAACGAAA
Molecule: messenger RNA, 1699 nt
Organism: Gossypium arboreum
Lineage: Eukaryota; Viridiplantae; Streptophyta; Magnoliopsida; Malvales; Malvaceae
Product: protein ALP1-like
Exons: 3
Coding region: 303-1478 (391 amino acids)
Source: RefSeq, a predicted model, not a curated record